AUGAAGCUCUACCUGGCGGUACUUACCGCCGCCACCGUACAUCUGGUACGAGGUCAGGUCGAUGCACCGUGCAUACCGGGAGUGACCUGUCCGACCUACAACUGCAGCCCAGAUAGCCGAUGCCAGAAUACUAACCCUAACGAGGGUGCCAGGCUGUUACCGCAUCCGACCUGUUCCAAGUUCUACAAGUGCGCAAAUGGUAACGCCUGCGAAUACGACUGCCCCGCCAACCUGCACUUCAAUGCUCACGAAUUAGCUUGCGACUGGCCGGAACGUGCCUGCUGUGACCCUAUGGUACCCUGCCAACCGCAGGAUCCUUGCAUACCGGGAGUUACCUGUCCUCCGGUACCGUCGGAACCGCCAAUACCGACAGCUCCCCCGCCUGUACCGACAGCUCCACCACCAGUUCCGACAGUUCCACCGCCUGUUCCAACAGUACCACCACCGCUUCCUCCAGUACCAACUGUUCCGCCACCUCAGCCAUCACCACCAGCACCAGCACCGGGGCCCUGCAUUCCAGUUUGCACUCCUGAACCUCUUUGUCCGAUCGGUGAGGAUCCAAUGAAUCCUACAAAACUACCACACCAAGAUUGUACCAAGUUUUACAAGUGUGACAUUGGCAACAAGUGUCUCCUAUCGUGUCCACCAGGGCAGCACUUUGAUAAGCGCCGGGGGGACUGUGAUUUCCCCAAUCUGGCCUGCUGUGAUCCAGCUAUACCAUGUACCGGACCGAACCCUGGGAAUGUCACCCUUCUACCACACCCAUCCGAGUGUACGAUGUUCUACAAGUGCGACAAUGGGCGAGCCUGUGAAAAGAAUUGCCCGGCUGGUUUGCAUUUCAAUCGAUUACUGUCGGUUUGCGAUUGGCCAGGUAGUGCUUGCUGUGAUCCAACUAUACCGACCAACUCCUGCUCCGACACCAGUUCCAACUCCUGCCCCAACACCAGUCCCAACUCCUGCUCCAACACCAGCCCCAACUCCUGCUCCAACACCAGCCCCAACUCCAGCUCCAACUCCUGCUCCAACACCAGCCCCAACUCCUGCUCCAACUCCUGCCCCAACUCCUGCACCAACUCCCACUCCAGGAGAUCCUUGUAUCCCAGGAUGCGCGAUGGAGUCAAUGUGACUCUACUACCUCAUCAAGCUUGUGAUAAGUUCUAUAAAUGCAGUGGCGGAAAGGCUUGUGAGCAUUCAUGCCCACCAGGAUUACACUUCAACGCAGAGCUGAAGGUUUGCGAUUGGCCAGGAGAUCCUUGUAUCCCAGGUGUUACAUGUCCACCGAGCAAUUGUAUCCAGGAUUAUCGCUGUCCAGUGCGCGAUGGAGUCAAUGUGACUCUGCUACCUCAUCCAGCUUGUGAUAAGUUCUACAAAUGCAGUGGCGGAAAGGCUUGUGAGCAUUCAUGCCCGCCAGGAUUACACUUCAACGCAGAGCUGAAGGUUUGCGAUUGGCCAGGUAGUGCUUGCUGUGAUCCAACUAUACCGUCUCCAACUCCUGCCCCAACUCCUGCUCCAACUCCUGCCCCAACUCCUGCUCCAACUCCUGCACCAACUCCCGCUCCCACUCCAGGAGAUCCUUGCAUCCCAGGAGUUACAUGUCCACCGAGCAAUUGUAUCCAGGAUUAUCGCUGUCCAGUGCGCGAUGGAGUCAAUGUGACUCUGCUACCUCAUCCAGCUUGUGAUAAGUUCUACAAAUGCAGUGGCGGAAAGGCUUGUGAGCAUUCAUGCCCACCAGGAUUACACUUCAACGCAGAGCUGAAGGUUUGCGAUUGGCCAGGUAGUGCUUGCUGUGAUCCAACUGUGCCGUGCAAUCCUCCAUGUAUCCCAGGAGUUACAUGCCCGCCGACUGGUCCAACUCCUGCUCCAACACCAGUUCCAACUCCUGCUCCAAUACCAGUACCGGUGCCAACACCUGGUCCACAAGACCCCUGCAUACCGGGUGUGACCUGUCCACCGACGGGUAGUGAGAAUUGCCACAACGAUAUGCGCUGCCCAUCGCUAGACGGUAUUAAGCCAACACUCUUUGCCCACUUCGACUGUAGCAAGUUCUACAAGUGCACCAACCGUAAGGCCUGUGAGCAUUCCUGCCCUCCCGGACUACAUUUUAACGCGCUGCAAUUUGUUUGCGACUGGCCGCAUCACGCAUGUUGUGACCCUACAAUACCGUGCCAACCUCCGUGUAUCCCAGGAGUAACGUGUCCCUAA
Messenger RNA from Anopheles darlingi, 2202 nucleotides. RefSeq names its product keratinocyte proline-rich protein-like. Gene Ontology annotation, molecular function: chitin binding. Lineage: Eukaryota; Metazoa; Arthropoda; Insecta; Diptera; Culicidae. The record is from RefSeq and is a predicted model, not a curated record. Bases 1 to 2202 code for a protein of 733 amino acids. The transcript is spliced from 7 exons. Gene Ontology annotation, cellular component: extracellular region.